This is a messenger RNA of Dioscorea cayenensis subsp. rotundata (Guinea yam), 1735 nucleotides long. Its product is annotated as GPI mannosyltransferase 2. Gene Ontology annotation, molecular function: GPI mannosyltransferase activity; alpha-1,6-mannosyltransferase activity. NCBI's taxonomy places the organism in Eukaryota, Viridiplantae, Streptophyta, Magnoliopsida, Dioscoreales, Dioscoreaceae. Gene Ontology annotation, biological process: GPI anchor biosynthetic process. The record is from RefSeq and is a predicted model, not a curated record. Gene Ontology annotation, cellular component: endoplasmic reticulum membrane; mannosyltransferase complex. The coding region runs from base 39 to 1508 and encodes 489 amino acids. The transcript has 8 exons.
UGCGGUAACUGGAUCCAGCACUCCUUCGUUUUCCUCGAAUGGCGAACGGGAUCCGGUCCUCCGCCGGCGACAUCCUCCGCCUGGCGUUCAUCUCCCGCCUUCUCAUCCUAACCCUAAUCGUUCUCUUCCGGUUCCUUUUCGAUCCCUACGACACCUCCGGCGCCCUCAACCACCCCUGUCACCACCUCGACGGAACGCCGCCUCCUCGGAGUCCUCUCCUAUGGCCUCGCGUCGCCGCGGCGAUCGAGCAAAGCGUGGUGUGGGACAGCGUCUACUUUGUCCGGAUCGCCGAGUGUGGGUACGAGUACGAGCAAACCUUUGCUUUCCUCCCCCUCCUUCCCGUUGCCACCUCCCUCCUCUCCCGCUCCGUAUUGGCUCCAUUAGUUCCAGUGAUCGGUUGCAGAGCGGUGCUGGCAUUGGCUGGAUAUGUGAUCAAUAAUGUUGCGUUUAUCUUUGCAGCAUUGUAUUUUUACAGACUUUCAGUUUUGAUAUUGAAGGAUUCCAAAGCGGCCUUUUUAGCGUCUGUUUUGUUCUGCUUCAAUCCAGCUUCUGUGUUUUACUCAUCAAUAUAUUCAGAGAGUCUUUAUGCAUUAUUUUCACUUGGAGGAAUUUACUAUGUAUUUUCUGGCUCUAAUACACUUGCCAUGCUCCUGCUUGCUGUUUCUGGUUCAGCUCGAUCAAAUGGAGUUCUUAAUGCUGGCUAUUUCAUGUUUUUGACAUUGGUAAAGGUUUAUGAAGCUGUUUCUCAAAAUAGAAAAAUCAAAGUAGUGAAGGCUAUUGUUGAUGGCACCCUGUAUUCCAUUUGUAUUUUCAUUCCAUAUGUGGCUUUUCAAGCAUAUGGGUACUCCAACAUCUGUAAAGGUGGUUCUCUAGAUGAGUUGAGACCAUGGUGCAAAGCAAGAAUACCUCAUUUAUAUGCUUUUCUUCAAAGUCAUUAUUGGGGUGUAGGGUUCUUGAGAUAUUUUCAAGUAAAACAGUUGCCAAACUUUCUUCUUGCGUCUCCAAUUUUAACUCUAGCAGUUUGCUCCAUCAGCAAAUAUGCAAAGUCACUGCCACAAGUUGUUCAAGCAUUGGUUGUGCGGCAGGGAAACAAUCCACCAUUCUCCAAUGUUACUUCUACUGCUAAGGAUGGUAUUUCUUUUAAAAAUUCUAAAGGUGAUUCUGUGGUUAAACAGAGGAGGAGAGAGAAUGCCGAUGAAGUUCAGAAGAAUCUCAAACCUAUAUCUCAAGGAACUAUCUUUAAAACAAAUCAAGGAUACUACAACAUCAUGGUUCUUCCUUUUAUUCUCCAUCUGGGAUUUUUGACAUUUACCGCAUUUUUUGUCAUGCACGUUCAGGUUUCGACUAGGUUUUUGUCGGCCAGUCCCCCAAUUUACUGGUUUGCUUCUUAUACAAUGCUAUCACCGGACCGAAAUUUAGCAAAAUGGAGAUACUUGAUCUCCACCUACUUCAUCGCAUACAUCCUCCUCGGCGCUCUGCUCUUCUCUAACUUUUAUCCUUUCACUUGAGGAACUGGAUUGUAUUGGAUUCAACAACAGGUUGAUUUUUCUGAUAAUAUUAUUAACUUCUUGGAGAUGUCAAAUGUGCUUGCCAUUUUCCAAUUUGAAGGGUUCAAAGUUUUAUUUCUAUAAAGAGGAGAAAAGCUUUAGUGAGUGAGUUUUUGUGACUUUGUUAAGCAUCUUGAUUAAUGCCCCUGAAUGCCUUGUAAAUUGAUUUAGGUUGAAAACAAGCAAUA